Messenger RNA from Anoplopoma fimbria (sablefish), 4846 nucleotides. RefSeq names its product formin-like 1a (gene fmnl1a). Gene Ontology annotation, molecular function: actin filament binding; small GTPase binding. Gene Ontology annotation, cellular component: cytosol. Lineage: Eukaryota; Metazoa; Chordata; Actinopteri; Perciformes; Anoplopomatidae. The record is from RefSeq and is a predicted model, not a curated record. Gene Ontology annotation, biological process: cortical actin cytoskeleton organization; regulation of cell shape; cell migration.
UGUACUCACUCAUCAGAGGAGUUCUCGGUCAACAAGUGCAGAAAAUAGCGGGUGGCACUAAGGUGGGGCUUUUCUUAGAGCCCAGCAGGCCCUAACAAGGCUUGUAACCUUAUUUUCAAAGGUACUUGUAGACAGAGUAGUAGAUAGGUUGAUGCAAGGAUAGAAAAUGAGGACGAGCAACCUUAUUUCACCCACCCUGUACUCAGGACCAAGGUGGAUUCAGUAGACUAGGGGAUUGAUGUUCGUCUCCCUGAAAACCCCAAAACUUGGUUUGAUUUAAGGUCUGCUUGUCCUUGUCAACCAGAGUGAUCCCUUUGUGUCACUCUGUUGUGGAAUACACAGAUUUCUCAGGAGUAAGGGUUUUUUGUUAAGCUUUCCUCCUGGAUUACUUGUGGAGAUUAGUGAUGGGGAAUGCGGCUGCGGGGGGCUUGGAGCAGGAACCUUCUGAGGGCCGAGAGGCCAGAAACUCAGUCGGAGGAGCUUCUGGAAUGAGUGACCCCGCUCCGACCCUACAGAAGAAGCAGCCGGCUCCCCCUAAACUACCCAUGCCCCCAGAGGAGGAGCUGAAUGAGCGCUUCAACGUGGUGCUGAGCUACAUGAACUUGCCUCCGGACAAACUGAAGCUGUUGAGUCAAUAUGACAAUGACAAGAAGUGGGAAUUAGUCUGUGAUCAGGAGCGUUUCCAGGUGAAGAGCCCCCCGUCCACGUACCUGGCCAAGAUCAAGAGCUUCUACCAGGAUCAGGGAGGGGUGUCCCGCAGGCUGAAGAAAAGGAUUCAAGAUGCCACCCAGGUCCUUAAAGAUUUGGAGAUAUCGCUUCGCACCAAUCACAUCGGAUGGGCUCAAGAGUUUCUCAACGAGCAGAACAAAGGUUUGGAUAUUCUGGUGGAAUACCUGUCUCAUGCUCAAAGUGACGUCUCGUUUGAUUUGGAGAGUGUUGAAAAUGGUGGCACCCUGUCAGAAAGAAAACCAGCAGAGAGGUCGAUGGAGGACUUGACCAAAAGCUCCACCGGCUCCCCGUCACACGGGAUGACCAGAGCUGCUCGAGCUCUGACUGUAAGAAUAAGCUCCACUCUGGGGAACAAGAUGUAUAAGAAGUCCCAUUCAUCCAACCAGAGAGACGAUGUGCAUGUGUGCAUUAUGUGCCUGCGAGCCAUCAUGAACUACCAGUCCGGCUUCAACCUGGUGAUGACUCACCCGCGCUGUGUGAACGAGAUCACCCUCAGUCUCAACAGCAGGAAUCCCAGGACCAAAGCCCUCGUGUUGGAGUUGCUGGCUGCCGUGUGUCUUGUCAGAGGCGGACAUGACAUCAUCCUGUCUGCUUUUGACAACUUCAAAGAGGUGAGCAAAGAGAAGAACCGCUUUGAGAAGUUGAUGGAGUACUUCAUCAAUGAUGACAGCAACAUUGACUUCAUGGUGGCUUGCAUGCAGUUCAUAAACAUUGUGGUGCAUUCAGUGGAGAACAUGAACUUCCGCGUUCAUCUACAGUUUGAGUUCACUAACCACAGGUUGGACAAGUAUCUUGGGCGUCUGAAGCAAACAGAGAGCGAGAAGCUUCAGGUCCAGAUCCAGGCCUACCUGGACAAUGUGCUGGAUGUGGGAGCCCUGCUGGAGGACGCUGAGAACAGAGGAGGAGUGAUGGAGCAUGUGGAUGAGCUGCACGAUCACAACGUGGAGCUGAGCACCCGGCUUCAGGAGAUUGAGAGUCAGACCACAGAGAGAAUGUCUGAACUUGAGACUCAGCUCAUGCAGGCCACCAAGGAGACCGAGCUGCUCAAAGAAAGUCUGCGAGAGUCCUGUUCCCAGGUUGGUGUCUUGCAGCAGAGGGAACGUGAGCGGGAGCUGGACUGGGAGAGGGAGAAGGACAGGGAGCGUCUGAGCACCUCCACCCCUCAGACGGCUUCAGAGCUGGAGCAGAAGGUCCAGGAGCUGCAGGACAAGGGGCUGAUCCGACUGGGACGCACCGCCUCCGGAGGUCUGGACAUCCAGGUGGUGCCCGUCACGGUGGUGGAAUACGUCCAAACCUCCGCCUCCGCCUCCGAGCCCAGUGCUCCGUCCUCCGUCCCUGAUUCUGCUUCCCCACCUGCCAGCCUUCCUGGCUCUGUCCCUCCUCCACCUCCCCCUCCUCCUCCUGGUGGCCCAGGUGGAGUUUCCGCUCCUCCUCCUCCUCCUCCUCCUCCUCCGGGUGGCCCAGGUGGAGUUUCCGCUCCUCCUCCUCCUCCGCCUCCCCCUCCACCGCCGCCUCCUCUAGGUGGUUUCGGUUCUGUGCCCCCACCUCCUCCUCCGCCUCCCGGAGGAGGUCCACCACCGCCCCCUCCCCCACCUGGUUCUGGACCCCCUCCCCGCGGUGCUGGACCGCCUCCCCCUCCUGGAGCACCAAACGCUCAACCUGCCGUUAAGAGCAAGAAGCCAAUUCAGACGAAGUACAGGAUGCCACUGUUGAACUGGCAGGCCUUAAAACCAAACCAAGUGGCCGGCACCGUCUUCAAAGACCUGGAUGACGAGAAGGUCUUAGAGGAGUUAAACAUGGAUAUGUUUGAGGAACACUUUAAGACCAGGGCCCAGGGAAAUCCAGCCGACAUCACCACUAUGAAAAAGAAGGUGGUGCAGAAGGCCCCCAGCAAGACGACCUUGAUUGAUGCCAACAAGGCGAAGAAUCUGGCCAUCUCUUUACGCAAGGGGGGGAUGAACCCGUCCGCCAUCUGCACGGCCAUAGAGAUGUAUGACCAGAAGUCUUUGUCCGUUGACCUCCUGGAAAUACUGGUGCCCUUCAUACCAUCAGAUUAUGAGAUGAAGCUGCUGGUUAACUAUGAGAAGGAUGGCCGCCCGCUGGACGAUCUGACUGACGAGGAUCAGUUCGUGUUACGCUUUGGGAAGAUUCCUCGUCUGCAGCAGAGAAUAAACACUUUCACUUUCAUGGGCAACUUCCCGGAUACGGUCAAACGCCUGCAGCCGCAACUGAACUCCAUCAUUGCGGCGUCCAUGUCCAUCAAGUCAUCAGACAAACUGAAAAAGUUCUUAGAGAUUGUUCUUGCUUUUGGCAACUACAUGAACAGCAGUAAGAAGGGUGCAGCGUACGGAUUUCGGCUGCAGAGUCUGGAUCUGCUGUUGGAGACGAAGUCAACGGAUCGCACACAGACGCUUCUUCACUUCAUCACCAGUAUCAUCCAGGAAAAAUACCCCGACUUGGCCAACUUCCACACUGAUCUGCACUUUGUAGACAAGGCAGCGAUCGUAUCACUGGACAGCAUCCUUCAGGACAUCCGCUCUUUAGAACGAGGAAUGGAAACGGCCAAAAAGGAGUUCCUGCAGGACGACAGCACGGUGCUGAAGGAAUUCAUCAAAGCCAACAGUGAGCAGCUGGAAACUUUGAUCAAAGACAGCAAGACGGCACAGGAGGCAUAUGGCUCUGUGGUGGAGUAUUUCGGCGAGAACCCCAAAACCACGCAGCCCUCCAUGUUUUUCCCGACGUUUGGACGCUUGAUAAGGGCCUAUAAGACGGCACAGCAACAGAUUGAGAAGAAAAAGAAAAUGGAGAGUGAGAGCAGUGAGGAAAAAGUGUCUUCAUCCCCAAACAAGGCCGGGGCACAAAAGGGGCCUAUGAUGCCGAAGAUGGACCUGAUAGCAGAGCUGAAGAAGAGGCAGGUGAAACCUCAGGUACGCGAGGGGAAGGACGGCGCUCUGGAGGACAUCAUCACAGAUUUGAGGACCACACCAUUCAGGAGGACAGAUGGUCGACGGCCAGCACAGCGCCAGGACACUUGAGUCACUUCUGUUCCACCACUUCUUACAAAUGUAACUGGAGAGACACUCAUGCAUACGGACAGAAGAACAUGCUUUAAAAUGUGCUGUAUAUACAGUAUAUCAAAAAUUCAUAAUUUGCCUUAUAACAGUGUGUAUUUUUGCCAACAUUUAAGUGUGAAUUUUUUCUGUAAAUAGAAUUUGAAGUUGGAACUAUUUGUUAUUUUUAAUGCUGCAGCCAAUUUGAUAACAAAUCUUGCUAAAACAAUGUAUCUUGUGGCGCCUAAUGGCUUUGGAUGCUUUGAAUUUGUACUGUCGUGUCCUUUUGAGUAAUUAAAACAAAAUCAUGACUUUAUUUCUAAAUCGACGUUAGACGUGUUUGUAUGAGAGCUUUGCUGCAACAUCCACAGUUUGUAUCUGCAAUUUCUUUUGCUAAAAAAAAACCCCAAAAAAACGUUCACUCACUGACGACAUAAACGGGUCAUUAUAAAUCAAGAUCAGACGCCGCCACUGUACAAGAGAGCUGCACUUUAUUGGACACACAAUCACAGCAAAUUAUGUACAAAAGAAGGCAGGUUUCAACUGCCUACUGUCUUCUCACGGGAAAAACACACACAUUUCUCACAGAAUAUCAUGGCAUCCACACUGAUAAAUUAGUAUCUCCAGUAUCAGUAGGCUUUUUAAAUUUAUAUAUCAUUAUAUUAUAGAUCUAUUUUCUGUAGUAUUUUUGUUCUUAUAUCACACUACUCUACAAAUGAGCACACCAUCGCUGGUGACGUCUCUGGUUGGGGGUGCGUUCAAGCUUUCUGAAUCCUUCGAGACAUCCAACUCCCUCGUCAUCACAUAACAUCACAGUAAGACUGAACAUGCCUGUGUCACAGAUACCAAAAUAAUAUCUCGUUCUUCAUUGUUUGUAAAAACCCCGAACAUAGAACCUUUUCUCUUUUCCUCUUUCUUUCUCAUUUCUUUUGAGAAAACAUGUAUACGACUUUUUUUUUUUUUUUCUCGACUGCACCGUGCGAUUGCUUGAGACUAUACAUGCAUUGUUUUUGUAUAUACCUUUGUACCCAUCAGUCAUAGUUUAUUAAUAAAACAUCUUCUUUUUG